Molecule: messenger RNA, 1302 nt
Organism: Naegleria lovaniensis
Lineage: Eukaryota; Heterolobosea; Eutetramitea; Acrasida; Naegleriidae
Exons: 3
Coding region: 1-1302 (433 amino acids)
Source: RefSeq, a predicted model, not a curated record
AUGAAUUUUCAAAACACAAGCCAAAAACCAAACACCCGAACAACCACACCUCUCCUAUUGAUUCUCCUCCGAUCGAAAAUUGUUAUGGUAUUUCUAUUAGUGGUCGCAUGGAGUAUUUCUUACGAAUUAAUUUCACACACGACACUGUCGACGUAUUCAUCCACAUUUACAUUUCCAUCUUCAUCAGAUUCAUCUAUUGUUUUUCCAAUUUCAUUCUUUGAUGUCAAUGUUCAUAGUUACCUCUACAAGGAUUAUGUGAAUACACUGUGUGGAGUUUAUUUAUCUAGUUAUUUUAAUACUCAACAAGUGGAUUAUUUUGAUGAAAAUACACAAGUAGUACCUCCAACAUUUAUUGGUACCCAAUUAUUGACAAUUAUUUAUGGUCAUUGGAGCAAAUACAUUAUUUUGGAUCGAUUUCUGUCGACUAGUGUUUCGGAUUACAUUCGUGAAGAUGAUUUUGUGUUUUUUAGUGAUGGUUUGGAUGUGAUGGUUAACGGGGAUUUGCAACAAAUCAAACAAAUUUAUUUUGAAUACUUGAAAGAUGAAAAUUUUGACAUUACAAACAAGAAUCAAGAUUGGCCAUUGUUAGUUAAUUCUGAAAAGAACAAGUGGCCUCCAUUAGAAUUAUUUAAAGGAAUUAAGAAUAUCAAUGAACAAUGGUUGCGAUUGCAUUAUGUUCAAAAUUAUCCUCAAAACAAAAAAUAUUGUCCACCAAAUUCUCCCUUUAUUUACCUUAAUUCAGGAAUGUAUUUUGGAAGAAAGCGUGAUGUGAAAUCCUAUCUCAAAAAAUCUUUUGAAAUGGUUGAAGAUCCCUCGAACAUAUUCAACGAUGAUCAAGCCACCCUUCAAACCAUGCACGUUUCAAGAUUUGCAAACAAUCAAUCAACAACGCAUUAUCCAAUUAUUGGAGAUUGCAAAGCAGCAAUGGGAUUACCUACAUAUUUGGCAUGUGAUCAUAUUAAUGUGGGUCCAAAUUUUCACGAUCCACAAUCAACAUGUAAGGUCAGUAAUAAUUUGGAGCCAAAGAAAACACCUCUCGUGGUUCAUAGCAAUGGACCUAAAUGUGGAAAUUUUUGUCCAUGUGUACAUCAAGUGACUCGACAUGGAAGAUUGCGAAAUUAUUUGGAAAAGGAAAUGAAAUUACAAAGAGUGGCCUCGUUAGAUGGUUUGAAAAAUCUUCCAAAAUUGAGAGUAUUAUUUUAUCACUCUACUUUUGAUAAGAUUAAGAUUUUAGAGUUGACACGUUUCUGUAGUGCCAAGUCCUUGUUUGAGAUUUCUCCAUAUAAAUGCAUGUUAAAAUAG